Molecule: messenger RNA, 1533 nt
Organism: Hemiscyllium ocellatum (epaulette shark)
Lineage: Eukaryota; Metazoa; Chordata; Chondrichthyes; Orectolobiformes; Hemiscylliidae
Gene: nxnl1
Product: nucleoredoxin like 1
Exons: 4
Coding region: 230-829 (199 amino acids)
Biological process (GO): photoreceptor cell maintenance
Cellular component (GO): mitochondrion
Source: RefSeq, a predicted model, not a curated record
UCUCCAUAAUCAUUCACAAACAGCAAUGAAAACUUGCAUGGUCAGUUGAGCAAUAACAGUGCAAAGUACAGCUGCAAGACCUUCCACUAUCAAACUGCCAGUUGAUAUUUCACAAUCAUGACUCUGGUACAAAGAAAGACAACUCAGGUGAAUGAGGAGACACCAACCAACAGGAGAGAGAAAGAACAGAUUUCAACAUACUAGGCUUUUGCGGAGAUGAUCACUCACUAUGGCAAACCUGUUCGAAGGAGUAACUCUGAUAGUGAACAACAGAGACCAGGACCAACUGGAUACCCCCCAAGAGCUGGAGAACAAAGUGCGUAACAAGCUGGUGCUGCUCUAUUUCGGGUCCAGGGAAUGCCCGAAAUGCCAGGAGUUUGCCCCCGUGCUGCAGGAGUUCUCCAACCGUCUGCUGGAUGAGUUCUAUGUGGAACGGGCAGCUCAGCUGGUGCCUGUGUACGUCUCCCAGGAUCAAACAAAGGAGAAGGAACAGCAAUACCUCCGGACACUGCACAGGAAGUGGCUCUACCUACCUUUCCAGGAUAAGUACAAGAGAGAGUUACGAAAGAAGUACAAUAUCAAGGUCAUCCCGAGCAUUGUUGUUCUAAAGCCCAAUGGAGACCUUAUCACUAAAAAUGGAGUAGCAGAGAUCUCCAUGAUGGGAGUGGGCUGUUUCAAAAACUGGUGGGAAGCAUCUGAGAUCAUCGAUAGGAAUUUUCUCCUGGCAGAAGACUUUGAAGACUGGACCUGGAAGAGUAUGACUGAUCCCUUAAGGCAGAUUAAGUACAAAGUUAAAAAAUCUGGAUGGGGGGGCACAGAAGGCCCAUGAAAUAAACUAAGCAGUGUUGUGUGUUCCAACUCCAGCUUCCACCCAAUGCUUUCCAAACACAUUGCAUCACAGAUCCCCACAAUCGACUAUUCCCUACUGACACACAUUAGCAAAGCCCUAAUCCAAACUAAAUUGUGGACUGGAACAUUGGAAAAUUCCUGUCAGAAUCCUCUAUUAUGCAAAGGAAAAAAACCCACUAGAUUAUUGCAUGCAGGCUAAACUACAUAACUAGAUUUAUUCACAAAUAAAAUGCAACAUGUCAAGCAGUACAAUACUUAUCCCAUAGAACUGUAAUCAGUCCAUAAAACUUUGAUAUAUUCUUGCAAUCUUGACAUAGGAAAAUAGAUUCUAUUAGUAAAUUUUGAGAGAUCCACCUCCCAGCCCCAAGUACAAUUAGUGAUAAAUAACAAACUAAUGAAAAGACUAGGAUGCCCAGAAUACAAAUGUUUCUCCUCGCUUAUUUGGUAGCGCAGCUGCUGCAAAUGAUUAUUUUAUUGAAUUAACUUCCAAGAUAAUCGUACUGCUCUGCAACAUCUGAUCCCAAUCUUAAAUUACCAUAUACAAAAGGGGGUUCUCGCUAACAGCAAUUGCAGAAUACAACUAGUGGACAACAGCCAAUCAUUCUGCUGCAUCUGUGCACAUUAAUUAUUAAAGGAAAUCCUUUAGUUGGCUCACUUUGUAAUGAGCAUGAAAACAAUGCACAA